Molecule: messenger RNA, 9135 nt
Organism: Plasmodium inui San Antonio 1
Lineage: Eukaryota; Apicomplexa; Aconoidasida; Haemosporida; Plasmodiidae
Exons: 6
Coding region: 1-9135 (3044 amino acids)
Biological process (GO): rRNA processing
Cellular component (GO): nucleus; preribosome, small subunit precursor; preribosome, large subunit precursor
Source: RefSeq, a predicted model, not a curated record
AUGGAUCCACUGCCGUUGCUAGAAGAACUCGAAAAUGACAUGAAGGUGUUAAUCUCUGAGACAAGGAAAAAAAACGUGUGCAUAAAGGAAAAGACAGAAAUAUGCAUAAUAAAAAUUAAAAACUAUAAUAGUAUAAUCGAAUCGAAUAAAAACCAACUGUUCAGCAGCUUUGAAUUUCCCAUAGACGAAAUACUCGACAUUGUCAACAUAGGCAUCAACAUCAGUAGCCACAAAAUCUCCAACACCUGUUUGCUCAUAAUUAAGAGAGUCGUCUAUUACAUCCUAUACAUAAUAGACAACAAACACAAAAUAAGAAAUUUUAGGUACAUAAACAUAGAGAAGCAAAUAGAAAAAAUUACCAACAAGUUAUUCGAUUUGACAUUCCUUGAAGAUAAGAGAGUUUUAAUUAAAAUUGUGCAAAUAAUAUUAGCCCCUUUUUCUCAUCAGUAUAUGGAGUAUUACAACAAGGACAUUAUUAACACCUUGUUGAAAAUUUUGUACUCCGUUUAUUAUUCAUCAUUAUAUGAUAGAAAUACCAUUUUGUAUCAAACGUGUUGUGUUGCGUACAAGCAGCUACUCAAUUCGCUCAUUGAUGUGUGUAAUAGGGAAAGUAGAGGUGGGGUUACUCCGCGUGAUAACUUAGAGAAUUGCAUGUGCGAAACACACGAGAAGGAGAAAAAUGACACAGAAGGGAAACGAGACAGUGGUAACAACAAUCAUGUGUAUGGGGCGGAGGAUCACUCAAGGGAAGUGAAGCACCUCUAUUUUGAAAAUUUUCAUUUGCCAUAUGAUACGGAUAGCCCCAUAGAUCUCAUCUAUAUAACGGAUCUGAAAAAUGACAGUUUCAUGAAAAACAAAAAUAAAUUGCUUUCCCUAAUUCAUUACCUCUGUUACUGCUGUUUUGUAAAUAUUAGACUAAAGUAUAACUCUGUUGGGGUUUCUUCGCCUUGUGCGUAUGGAACUGCAGCGGACGAAAAACGAAAAGAAGAGUUUAUUAAUGGCACCGCUAAUAUAAGCCAAGAGCCAAGGCAAGAUUCGAAUGUAUCUCAAACGAAUGAAUCUUCCAGUAAGCCACAAUUCGGACGAAGCAACGAUCAGAAGUGGGCCGAUCAGGCCCCGAAAAAUGGAAGUAAUGGUACUCGCCAAGAAGAGCCAACUGAUGACAAAAUAGAUACCCCUCUCAAACAGACACGUUAUUCAAAAGACACACUACAGUCGGACAGAAACAGCACCGACCGCCCUGUGGAAGAAAAACAUAACACACAGGAGGAAGAAGAACAAGAACAGCAAAAAAGAAAGAAGUCCAGUAUCGACGGAAGUUUGUACAUGUAUAGUGUGAAAAAUUCUAAUAUAAAAAAAUUUUUGAAAAUUUUAAAAAGCACAAAUGGGAAAAACCAAAUGAAUAACAAAAUGAACCAUGAUGAUAACGAAAAUGCUCAACCAGACUCGUGUCACCAAAGGACAGAAAUCCUGUCGACGUACAACAAGAACAAUUUAAUUUUGCCAUUGAACUUCUGCCUAGAUCUAUUGUAUAUAUUUCUUAAUAACUAUGAACACUUUUUAAAAAAUUUCGAUUUUUUCAAAUUAUUGAAAUUUGAAAUUAUAUACAUCAUAGUGGUAUCAUUAAAGUAUAACUUACACAUAGACGUUUUUUAUCGAUGCCUCAAAAUUUUUGAGCUUAUCUGUCACAGAUAUUUUCAAUACUUCCUGGGCGAAAUAAAAUUUCUGUUCCUAAUCCUAAUUCAACAUUUGUGCUUGACGCAACCCUUUUCAAAAUUGCUCAUCGUUUUAAAUUUUUUUUUCUAUCUCUUUGAUGACACACGGACUGUUUUUCAUUUGUACAAAUACUUCUGCCAUGGGGGCGGAACGGAAAAGGAGGGAAGAGCAGCUGAGGAGGAAGAUGUGGAGAAAGACCAACAAGUGCCCAAAGACGUGGUAACCAGCGGUACCGAGGGAGCGAAGAAAAAAAAGAAAAAGAAAAAAAAAACCAAGAGGCGCUACAUUCAAGAGGAUGAUCAUCCCCCCGAGUUAGCACAAAAUGUCCCCACCGAAAAAUCGCCUAAUCAGAAACGCCCCAAUAUAGUAAGCAGUAAGUCCGAUGGGGAAAGUAAGGGGACAAAAUUGGGGGAGCCAAACUCGCUCGAAACGAACCCAAAACUGAGUGAUGUGAUGGGAACGAAAAGCUCAAGCGGGCAAGGGGAACACCACACUGAUGAAGACGGCUUCCUGUUCAUCAAGGUCGUAGAAUAUAUUAGCAAAAUUAUUCACGAAUUGCUAUUUUUACAUUCGAUUGACCUAACCAAAAUGUAUGCCCAUUUGAAGGUGUUUAAGUAUGAUAGGAUAUACACGGGCGAAAAGAAAGUUGAGCAGCAUGUCGAACAGGGGCCGAGUAAGUCGGGUGCCAGCGCCAGCUGCGAAAGGAAGGGCGCGGAGGGACACCACCAAGAAAGCGACAAAGAAAGACACGAAGAAAGCAACAAAAUAAGCGACAAGGAAUGCGACAAAGAAAGAAACAUAGAAAGACACAAAGGAAACCACGAGAAAAAGCUCAAGCAGGGAAACGGCCAUAUAAAACCAAAACAGCAGAACCAGGCGGAAGGGAACCAUGCGAAGGAAGUCCAAGGCAGAUCCAACGAAAUGCCAUUCCGCAACUUUUUGAGUUACCCCCUAAUUUUACCAAACAGUUCCGAAAACCCGAGGGAAAAUUUCUACUUAUUCAAAUACUCAGCGGAGAAAAAAGUAAGUAGAACCCUUUUUGAUGAUUUCUGCUACAAAGACGCUGACGAAAUACGUCUGCUUGCGUCCACUGUUGACAGUAUUUUAUCCCUUGUGAAUUCUUUUUAUGUAAUUUUUUUAAACAUAUUGAGAACGUCCCUAAAUCAGUAUUGCUUCGCAACGAUAGAUCUAAAUGAUGAGAGUGGAUUUGCUCUAAGUGAACCAUCGGCGUGUGGAAGCAGAUCCGAGGGGAAGCAUGUAAAGAAGGAGGAAGUGGAGCAAUUGUGCAAAGAGCGAGGAUAUGUUCUGCAAUCGGCCCCGACGGAACAACCCCCCAGUGUCAUUAGUGGAAAGAACCCCUCUUUUGAUGACGAACUGAAACGAAGGCUCAACUGUUACAAUGAGAACAAAGCCGAAGGCACGAAUAAGUGUGAAGCAAGAGGGAGCCAUUUGGAUAGCGCUGUGAUUGGCGGUGUGAGUGGAAGUCUGUAUAGCAGUGCAAAUAGUUGCAACUCCCUAAUACACCGCGCCAAACCCACGAAAGAUCGAAGCAAAAAAGAAGAAAAGAAUCCCCAUAGAAGCAAGCCUAUGAAUUCAAAUGACCAGUACCAUGAGAGCAUAUCCCUAUUUUUUAACGUAUUCAAUUCCACGUGCAGAUAUUUCGUAUCGUCUCUCUGCUUAAUCUUCUCCUACACGAACACGCUAGAUGUGUGUUUCUUCAGUGGGUUCCAGAAAAUAAUUUUUAUCAGUACUCAUUUAAAAAUAAAUAUCUGUACCAAUGCAUGUCUGCAGACAUUAACAAAAUGCAGUAGUAUUUUUACCCUAGAGAAUUCGCCCUUCUUUUUGAAGAUUCUUAGAAAUUUUGAAAGGCAAGAAAAUAGGAGUGAAAACAACUCCGGUGUAAGGAAGAACAAAGGGACCAUCAAAAGAAUCAGUAACCUUUUCAUUUUGUACUCCUCUAAUGAGAGUAAAACUUCCAAUCGCAAAGGUAGCGAGGCUAGUGUAAACGAUGGAGGCAAUUUUGUCCACACGGGUCAAUCACUGGGCACCGCUGCCUAUGUGCACAACACGAGUAAAUAUGUCAAACAUGGGAGUAACGACUUGACCGAAGCUAAGGAGGGGUCAAACAGAAGUCAUGAUGAAGUAGAACCCACAAAUGUGAAGGAAUACUUCGAAAAGGAGGACAAAAUAGAUGAUAUGCUGAUCAAACAAAAGAGCGAAGCGAAUAUUGCCAACGGGAGGAAUCUACAAAAGAGGGAACAGAGUGACGAUUAUUCGGGGAAUUAUUUUUAUAACUUGAAUAGCGGAGAAAGUGAUAGACGCGAAAACACAAAUAAUUCGCGUAAUGAGAACCAACCAAACAUGAGUGUUGAAACGUGGAAGAAUUCCCCCCAAAAUGACGCUCAUUGUAACGUUACCAGUACGGCUCUGCAUGACGGGGAAGGCGCAGGAACAGACAAAAGAAAUAGUCGAAGGAGAGACACGGAUCACUUACUGGAGAACAAAUCCAUCUCAAAAAAGACGAGCAUAGAAAGUGUCGACUCCAAUUUUGUUUGCUUCAAAUCGACAUUGAACGAAGAUCGUAUAAAAUAUUUUGACGAGAUCAUUAGUAUCAUAUUGAAAGAAUCAUACUUCAUAAACAACGAUUUGAAUAACGUAAAAUAUAUUCUGUCGAUAAAGGCAGUCAUUAGCAUAUUCUUCAUUUAUGGAGACAACCUCCAUUUUGACGACUGGCUAAGGAUGAUUAACCUCUUCGUCGAAGUUAAUUACAUAUAUAAGUAUAUAUCUUCAAUAGAGAACAAAACGAUUGAGUUCCUAAACUUCCUGCAUCACAUUAACAAAAAUGAGGAAGAUUUUAUCUUCUCUCUAAGUAAGAGACUGAUCGACUCGGACAAAAACACUUAUGUACAAAAUGUAAAUUCAAAAAGUGCUGAAUUCUGUUAUUUUAUAUUGAGGUUUAUUCAGAAGAAUCCUGUACUGUGUGCAGAAAUUACUGUCAUUUAUUCCUCUUUUUCUUACUUUUUUAAGAACACCAUAUUUUAUAAGCUUUCCACGUUGGUUAAUAUUUUGAAUUCAAUUCAUUUUAUGAUAUUUAAUCAGUUUUUCAAGCAGAGGAAGAUGGGGCCCAAGAGGGGGGAAAUACCUCCCAGGUUAUGUUAUAAGGGUAGAGCCCCUGGGGGCGGCCACAUACCAGGCAAAGAGAGUAAACAAAAUAGAGAUUCACAUGGGAGUGGAAGAGGUUCUAAUGAUACGUGCACCACUGUGUUGAACGGCCAUAUGGGAAGUUCCCAAAAGGAGGCUAACUGCGAGGAUGGAAAUGAAAGCAUUACCGGGUUAACGGAGCCCUCCAGGGAGGAAGCACUACAUUCAGGAAACUCGCGCGGAAGGGAAAAGAACGAAGAAGACACAACUUCCAGCAGUCGUGAAUACAUAAAGUUUAACAAAUUAAAUAGAAAGAAAAAUAUAAUUGAAAAGUACAUCGAAUUUUUGCACAAGAAUGAUAACAUUUUUGAGGUGUAUUAUUAUUACCUGUCCCAUUUUGACCCUAUGUACACAACCUAUUUUUCCUUCUACACGGAUAUGUUCUUUUUAGCUAAGGGGGAGAAGCGGAAAGGGGUGAUGCAUAAGGAAAUGGCGAAGGAUAGACCAAACAACAGCGAAUGCGCAAAUUUACCAAGACAGGGAGUUCCCACUGAAGAGACAAACUUGUCGACAGAAAUGAAUGAUAAACCCAGCGGUAAUGCGGCCAAAGAGCACAACUACUAUAUCGUACUGAAGAAAUUAGAAAAGUUUUGCAUCUUCGAAGAUUUCUACCCCCUAUAUAUGAUAGAAAUGCUGUGUGUUAUUAACCUGGAUAAGAUAAGAAGCAUUUACAACAAUUGCUGCAUGAACAUAUUAUUGCUCUCCUUGUGCAAAAAUAAUGACAUCCAGAAAAAAAGCAUCGACACGUUGUUCAAUAUUAUAAAAGAGUCUGUUGUACAUUAUAAACACAACUUUGAAAUUCAGUUUCUGUUGUUUAAGCCAUUUUUCCUGUUCAUAGUUAACCCGCAUGCAUGUUACCGAUCGUAUUUCAUUAGCUCCUUCUUAAAUUUCGUUCGAAAAAAUGCUUCCUUUUUUAACAAGGAUAUGUGGCUGUUUAUUAUUUUUCUCCUCUACGUAUCAUUCCAGAAAGAGUUAAAAAAAAAGAGUUUAAAAAAUGACAAGGGAGAUGAAGAGGAUAGCCAAAAAAUAAUGGAAGAAAAUAUAUCCAACAUUAACAGCAUUUUUAACAUCCUAGAGAUUAUAAUUGUAGAUUAUAUUGAGGAAGUCCCUGUGUGCAAAAUUAUGGAAGUCGUCAUCCAAAUGCUCAUCCUCUUUUCGUCCCUAAAUGUUUUGAGCAAUAACGUAUCCUUCAGGGCGAUCAAUUUUUCCUGGUCAGUCGUUGAUUACAUUGUGGGGCGCUCUCACAUGCUGAAGAGGAAUGGAAAAGAAAAAGACCGUGGUGCAGCGGAAGAAGGAGAAAAAGGCACCUCCCAAGGGGAUGAACACAAAACAGGCCAAAACAAACUCCUUCAUAUUUGCGUCAUAGAAAACAAGAAAAUUUACAUAUACGAAACGGAAAUUAAAAUGAAAAACAUAAAAAUGAAAAGCUUUUUUAUCUUCAUUUUGAAUCAACUUAUGAAGCUUUGCUUCGACGAAAGAAUAGAGGUUCGAAAUUGCAGCAUCAAAACGAUCAUUAGUAUUCUCUCCACACAUAUUUGCAAAUUCGACUUUUUCUUUUACAAAACAUCCAUUUGUUUGUUACUUAAGCGGUUGAGCGUUAGGUAUUACUCCAAGUUGCAGGAAUAUUUCGAGAUGGAGUGUAGGAGUGAGCACCAGGUAGAGUGCCAAUCGGGUGAACCUACCAGUGUAAACGGCACAGAAGACGUAAGCAGCUUCCCAUUGGAGAGCGCAAACAGUGAUGCAGCCCGCACGAGUGAAGAUCUGCCAGAACGAGGAAGGACCUCCCUGAGGGAAAAGUUCAGGAAGAGCUUCGCAGACCUCACGGCAGAGAUGGAAGGACAAUUCGAAAAGAAAAAAAGAAAAAAAAUGGGGGGGGAAAUGAAGGAGCACCCCAAUUUGUUAAGCGAAAUUGAAAAAGGGGCCGGUAUCCCCAGCAGUAACGGAAGUGGAGCGCGAAGCGGAAUCGGAGGCCCAAGCGGAAUCCGAAACCGAAGCGGAAACAGAAUCAGUAGUGGAAACACCUCUUUGGGACCAGAAACGAACGGAGACUUGUACGACUAUGUAAAUGAAAACUUCAGCAAAAUUAUCAUCCACCAUUCAAGGGACAGCAAACUGAAGCAGUGGAUCGAAAGCUUUAUCCUAAUCAUAGAAGGGUGUAAUAGAAUCCUCCUCGAGCAAAGGAACUACAGAAAGUUUUACAUUUUUUAUGGCACCUUUGUCAACAUCCUGAAAACUACACUCUUUGUCAAGUAUAAGAGUAGGAACAUGUUUGAGUUGCACAUAUCGAUAUUGCAAAUACUUCACAACAUUUUUAUGUCCAAAUUCACCUACUAUGAUGUCUUCCAUUUCACAAUGAAGAAUUCGCUAAGCAAUAGGAAUAGGUGCUCUGAUCAUGUAAGCAUUUUCGACAUGUGCCUUUUUUACAUUUACAAUUAUGCCUACUGCACUGAUGACCAGAAGAUUAAAGAUUUCAUUUUGAAGCUCCUUAUGGAAAAUUUGAAAAAUGUGUACUGUGACAAGUGGAUAUAUGUGCACUCGUUGAUGUAUUUGCAUUUGUUUCACUUGUUGUUCACGUCCAGCGUGGAGGUGGUGCUGAGCCCAGGGGAAGGGAAAAACUACUCCUUCUUGAACUACGACUCCAUUUUGAAUGAGUUGUUUUUUGAUUACUUUGUAAGCGGGAGGGAGACGAUCAUACAUCAUGUGGAAAGCGACAUCAAUGCUGCAUCGAACAAGACGGAGAAUAACCCCCCCAAGUGCGCACUGAAGGAUGGGCCGCAAGGGGGGGGAGGGGGCGCUCCAAAGAGACCAUCCUUCCUAAACAGCCACUUCACAUUUGAGUACAAAACCAACGAAGCAUUGAAUGACCCACUAAAUAUUUACAACAUACUAGAGAACAACAAAGGGAUAUAUAGCACAGAAUCAUUUGGAGAGAACGAGAAAUUGAGGAGUAAAAACAUAUACGCGGGCUUCCUAAAUGGUCACGUAAAUAGCGAAAUUUUUACCAUCAUGAUGGACAUUUUUCAAACGCUAGAGUACGACAAAAUAAAUCUCCUAAUAAAUGAGGAACUGCUAAAGUGUGUAAAAUAUUUGCUACUAAGUUUGUCAGAGAAUGAAGAGAAAAAGUCCAUUCUGAGCAAACUGUUACACUUUUUCUUUGAUGAAAAAAUACUGUUUAAUGAAAACUCGGAUGAAAUAAUUGAAAAGAUAGAACUCAAUGAUACAUAUAACAAACUCGAUAUGGACAUAAACACCAAGGAACUGAAUGAGGAAAAUAAAGAGUGUAGCAGAUUAUUUACCUUAAAUUAUAAGAAAAUUUACCCAUUAAAUAAUUAUAUAGAAUAUUUCCAAAUAUUCUCCAUAGGACUGUUCAAUUAUUUCACUCCUUUUUUGGUUUUCUACAUUCAUAACAAAUUCAAUUUGUUUCCUAACUAUAAUGUAAAUAUAAUUUUCUCCAUCAUACUGUGCAAUUUUAUGAGACAAGAAUUUUACAGCAUAUUUUAUCAGAAAGAAAAUUACUCCCUUGUGCUUUCCUUUGUUAAUAUGUUUCCAUACAUUAUUGCGGGUCACGUCAAAUGCUUCUUGCAUAAUAUAAGUAACAACUCCUGCUUUGUCUUUUACGAAAGUAUUAUCAUCCUGCUGAAAAUUACGUACAAUAUGCUUCAAAUUUCGGGGAAUAUCGCCAAGGGGGAUUUGCUCAAGUACUGGUGUGCGGUCAUUUUCUCCGUCGAAAAGAUUCUUUUCGUUAGUUGCAGCAACGACAAAAUCGACAUGCUGGAUAUAAUGCUCAUAAAGUUUAUACGGAACCAUUACUUGGUGGAGAAUUCGAAGGCUCCACUGUUUAUAAAAAUAUACCUGACGAAAGUUAUAAGCGAAUUGAACGAUAAGAAGCGAAGGGCCUUCUCAAGCUGGACGCUGCAGAUAUUGUUUGAGGAAUAUGAAAAGAUGACCAAGGAGAAUUACAACGACAGUUACUACAGAACUUUUAUGACAUUAGUCAUGCUAAAGAAAUGUGUGCUGACCCUGAGGAGCUUUUCAAGUGAAAAUAAUGAGAAUGCUGAUGAAGUUUUGUUUAUUUUAUACGAAAUGAAGAAGUUGAAGUGUUACUACUCCUACAUUGACAUGAAGAGCAGUUCGAUACUGAAAUGCUCAGAGGACAAGGCGCACUUGUUCAUUUGCUACCCCUACCUGUUGGACUGCCUAAACACGGAAAAUACGUAA